Messenger RNA from Schizosaccharomyces japonicus yFS275, 2231 nucleotides. RefSeq names its product mediator complex subunit Pmc4. The coding region runs from base 66 to 809 and encodes 247 amino acids. Gene Ontology annotation, biological process: regulation of transcription by RNA polymerase II. Lineage: Eukaryota; Fungi; Ascomycota; Schizosaccharomycetes; Schizosaccharomycetales; Schizosaccharomycetaceae. The record is from RefSeq and is a predicted model, not a curated record. Gene Ontology annotation, molecular function: transcription coregulator activity. The transcript has a single exon. Gene Ontology annotation, cellular component: nucleus; mediator complex.
GACGCGUUGGAGUCGCGAUUAGCACACGCGAAAUAAUACCAAAACGUUGUGCACGUAGGAGGAGCAUGGGUUUGCUGAAAAGCAUUCAGGAUGUUGAAAAAUGUGUAAACCAACAUUUGAAGCUUUCCAUCGAGGGUGCAAGCAUCGAGACGUUAAUGGAUAAUUGGCAGUCCACGCUCAAGAACUUGGUCCAGUUCAAAAGUCUAAUAGAAGAGUACGAACGAGGCGUAGAGCUUCAAAAGACCAUUCAAAAACUUUUAAAAGAAGGUGAGGAAUUAGAUGGAAAACUUGAAUCCUGUAUGGAGGAAUUGGCCGUUCUUCAUAAAGGCAUCGAACCAAAAAGUAUUCUUGAGGGAAAAAAACGGAAGGUGAGCCUCAAGAUGUUACUCGAGUACGGAGCAAAACUCGCAAAAUUUUCAUCUGCACCUCCAGGUUAUGACCCAGAAAAGGGCCAGGAGGGAAAUGCACCCGUUCAUUUCCCAUGGCCUUCUGAAGAUCAAAUGAGAAAAACAAAACUACUCCAGCUGGCCACAGAUAACUCUUCUCUUGAAGCAGGUCAAAUGGUUCAGGACGAAGAAAAACAACAAACGUCCGUCAAGGUUGAGAUUGACGAAGUACUUCCUUCCUUUGACAAGCCUGCUACAGAUUCAGCAGUAACGACCACAACUGGAUUAACUACCACUACUUCGCCGUCCAUGAUGCACGUUGAUCAAGGCACACAUCCUCCCCCUACUGCUCCUGUUGAAGAAAAGCCAGAUGUCUUUGCAGGCCUUGACUUGUAUGAUCCGGAAAACGACGAUUUGCUGUAGGGCCAAACGGAACACGUUUGUGCAUCGAUUUGGAACUAUUAAAUAUAUAAGAAGACAUUGGGUUUUCGCGAGCCAACUUUUUAUUCUCCCAAAAAGUCUCUUUCUUCAUUUUAUAUUUAUUUUGUUAUAGAAAGUUGGUAUAGAGAGCGAUACGUAAAUCGUUCGCCUUCCAAGUUCUCUCUCACCAGCAUACAACAUUACCGACCGAAGAAUUUGUCUUCAGCAUCGUUAUUCAUAACGACGGGCUGAACCGCAUGGAUAGGUUCAAAUCCAAAACUUUCGUCACGUUUUAAAACCAGUGUGCCUGAUGAGUGAAUGAUAUAACCUUUGACGUAUCCUUGGUCAAUAAGGGAGACACAGAUGCAUUCUACGUCUUCCUCGUCGUAGGUGUCAUCUUGCGUUGCAAACCGAGCAGCCGCAAGAAGCGCCGCACUUGCAACGUGCGGCGUUUUUUGGGUAGGAGAAAACGUGGUUAAAAAACUGCAUUGUUACUGUUAACACUCUUCUUCCAUUGUACAAACCGUCACUUACACUUUUCGAAACAGAUUUCGCCAAAGUACAAUCUCACAACGGUCACGCAGGGUAAGGUAGAUGUUGCGUUUUACAAACCAACGAAGUCGAUUUGGCGCUUCCAAUGCAUCAAUAAAGCCUUUUAUGUUGCCCACCUUCAGACAUGCGAUUAACGGUGAAAACAUGGGUUCUAGUUGAAAUUGCAUCAUCAGCUGUUUUGUGGGAGACCUUCCAAGAAUGAGUUGGCAUACGAUUAGAUACAGAAGACAAAGUCUGGUGUAAUGCCCAGUUAGUAUUCGUGCAAAGAUUCUGUCAACGAGACAUACCGUUUUUGUACGUGUGCCUCAUCUGGACAUUGCUGAAAGGCUGUGCUUAGAUGACGGUAAGCUUGGUGAAUUUGAUGCUGGUACAGGUAGCAACGUCCUGUAUAAUACUCGAACGUCACUCUCUCUGCUGUCGUUCCAAGUGAAAGCGUGACUCCGGAAGAUAUAAUAUUUGUCUGAAUUGUAUGGCAUAGACGCACUUGUUGCAUACGAAAAUAUAGCCGAUUCAACAGGUUGGCAACAGUGAACACGGCUUCUCUUUUGGAACCUUUAAAGUUCGUUUGCCGAUCACUCAGUACGAUGUUAAACAUGCGGAAGACAUCUCGAGAUGUGUCACUGACAUAUUUGUUUGGGCCCUCUGAUUCACGAUCGAGGGCAAGAGAAAUAUUCACAUAAAACUUGGAAGCACUUUCAACGAGCUGAACCAUCCAAGCGGUGUCUUGACUUGAGAAACAAGUCGCAAGACAUCUAUUUUAUGUCUUGUUAGAUACACACAUAUCCAGUAACAAAAAUAAUUAGUUAUCGACAUCUCACAUACGUAUAAAAAUGUUUCAGAGACAUCCAUGUCUUUUCCUUAUACUCAUCCAAC